AUGAGUGAGCAACCUCCUCCGUCUGAUGAAGAGCUGCAUAUCCAGCUCUUGUGCUCGCAGAGACGACUCGAUACGGCCGAAGGCAAUGACAUAAAUCUGCAAAAUCUAGACGCGUUGUUGACUAUCACAUCCGAUGAACUCUACCACGAACCGACGCAUUUCCUCAUGGAAAUGAUCCAGAAUGCAGACGACAACACGUACGGUAUUGGGGUUUCCCCUCUACUGGAUUUCACGCUUACCAACGAUGGUUAUCUCUGGAUCGGUUGCAACGAGAAUGGCUUUACCGUGGAAGAUGUGGAGUCCAUAUGCAGUAUUAACGACAGCACGAAGUCAAAAAGCGACAAAAAAAGAGGCUAUAUUGGAGAGAAAGGCAUUGGCUUCAAGUCUGUGUUCAAGAUAGCCGAUGUAGUGUGGAUCUCGUCCGGAAGAUACAGCUUCAAGUUCGAUAAGCGGGAGAAACUGGGCAGGGUCGCGCCAGUCUGGGCCGAACUACCGUGUAAACCACCAACCCCGUACAGCACGACUUUCUGCCUCCGGAUUGUAUCUGAAAGCGAGCGUAGCAGGCUUGCGACUCAGCUGCUAAGCAUGAAGCCCUCUCUGUUGAUGUUUCUUCGUCAGCUCAAGCAAAUUGGAAUUAACAUCAGCAGCUCCUACGGCUCUCAACGGCGCCUCCUUCAGAGAUAUGACAGAACAAUGAGUGGGAAGGAGACUGUCCUGCUGCAUUCGGGGAGCGAGUCCACAGAGUAUGUCAUUGUCAAGCAUGGCUUGACAGGCAUGCCUACGGACGAGAAAAGAAAAGGCAUAUUAGAUUCCGAGAUUGUCCUUGCCUUUCCCAUCGACGGUAGAAAUUGUUUCACGAAAAUCGAGCAAGAAGUUUUCACUUUCCUUCCUGUCCGCAAGUAUGGACUUCCGUUCAUCGUCCAAGCUGACUUCCUACUGGUCGCCAACCGUGGAGAGAUCCACGAGUCUCCGUCGUGGAAUUACAAAACCCGGGAUGGAAUCUCAGACGCAUUUCUUGAGGCUGUCCACUUGUUCAAGAACGACGAGAUUCUCCGUUACGAAUGGCCCAAGAUGAUCCCCGACCCAGGGCAAGCGUCGGGUACAUACUUAUUCCCAGUACGCGACCGCAUUAUUGAACUCCUCAGGUCAUCUAAAGUCCUUCGAUCAAGAGCCUGGACUUUCGAGAUUCCUUCCCAUUUGACUUACGUGCCUGGAGUUUUCCGAGAUAGAGGGGGCAUUCCUCUUUUCGGGUCGGAGUGUGAUAGAGCCACUACUCUGUGCGACGGCUAUCGUAUAUCCGAACUAGCGCCCUUGGGUGUAGCGAUCAUGAACGCAUCCAUGUUCCUUCGCAAGCUGGAGGCUUUCAUUGAGCGCGAACCUGACAAUUUCCGGAACAAGCCAGCUGCGUGGCACUCCAGACUUGCAGACGCAAUACGUCAACAUUGGAACGUCUGCAGGGAGUCUGCGAGACUCUUGCCAUUGAUUCCUCUUCGCGACCGUGUAUGGGUACACAGUCUGCAGGGGAAUAUAUUUUUCCCCGGCACUGACGGUGGACUUCAAGUUCCGGAAGGAAUCAGUGUCCACAUACUGGAUUUAGAAGCAUCUCGGGACCCUUCGAGAUGCCAACUAUUCGCCGACCUUGGAGUUCAGACUCUCGACAGGUCCCGGGUAUGCGAGCUGAUUUUGGCCCAGCAUGCGGGCUUAAAAAGGAGUCAAACUCGGAACUGGACCAAGGAUACAAUGGUGUCGCACGCUUCUUAUUUGUUCCAUGCCUCACACUUUUGCAAGCUACCAUCCUUAAGGAACCUGCAAAUUUGCGUCCGUGACUCGAAGUAUGUGGAAAGCGGUUUCAAACUGUAUUUCGACGUUCCAGGUUGUUCCAAUCCCGUUAGCAGCUACUUCCGGAAAGCUCCUACUACGAUUAAGCUCAUCGAUGCUUCAUACCUCCAAGAGAACCAGGGCGCGCAAUACAACCAUUGGAUCUAUUGGCUUCAAUCCGCCUUGGAGAUCUCCGGAAUUCCCCGCCUGGUCAAUGCUGAGUAUCAAAUGACUACGGAGUUCAAGUAUCUGAUACGCAAUGAGCCUAGCACUGUCUUCCUCACAUUGCUAAGAGAUCAUUGGAACAACUACUCACGAAACUUCGUGAUGUCGAUUCACUGGGGCCGGAGCCGGAUCCCUAUCAAGUCCUCAUCCGACGUGCAAAGCGAGCUCUCCCGUGCGCCUGUGCGAUGCCUUGGGGGUUACGAACGAUCACUCAAUCAGACGGUCCUGCCUUUGCCCGGUUACUGGACCAAGAGGGAGCGAGAGAGGCUGUUGACUUUCUUGACAUCGGGGACGUGGACGCAACCGACAACCGGUGGUUGA
Coniosporium apollinis CBS 100218 is the source of this 2364-nucleotide messenger RNA. RefSeq lists its product as uncharacterized. Lineage: Eukaryota; Fungi; Ascomycota; Dothideomycetes. The record is from RefSeq and is a predicted model, not a curated record. The transcript has 3 exons. Bases 1 to 2364 code for a protein of 787 amino acids.